CUUUUGGAUAGACACAGCACAACAAAUGAAAAACUGCAUUCAGCAUGUGUUUAAUGAAUAACAAUGUUUUCUAAGCCGAAGCGAUUUGGCAUUACCUCACUUCCCGUUUUAAUGACGUCAUCCAACAGCGCCCCCAAAUACCGAAUAGCGCUUUCGGGGAUAUCUGCAUGCCUGGUGGAUAAUAAGUAUAUUAUUUUCUUUAAAAAAAACGAGGUUGCAGGAAAUGCAUACACACACUCGCAUCACUUUAAAUCUGUUAGGACGAUGCCGUAGUGAAACUGGUCGCAUGUUGGGUUAUUAUUAGCCCAAAGACCGAUAUUUGCGAGUAGAGGUGGUGCUAAAAUUAGCUAACGCUAGCUUGCUAACGUAAUAUGCAUUUUCAGACAUUAGACCUCUGACUGAAUAAACAAUGAAGCGUGCAAACAGGAGACGGAGCUCUGUGUGGGACUGCUUUGAACAAGAGGGAAACUUUGUCCGCUGCAUGAAAUGUGACGCUAAAUUGAAGUACUGCGGCGGAGCCACCAGCACCAUGAUGAGCCACAUGAGCAGGCACCAUGCGUCCACCGCAUCACCGGACGAAGACGAGAAACCGGUCAUAUGCAGUGUUCAGAGCAUCGAGGAGGAGAGCACUGCUAAUUCGGACAUAAUGCAGGUUGCCAUUAUGUCACCCAACAUAAAUAUCAUGACUGCCAACCCAACGGAGCGUGACUAUGGAGAGAGGAAGCGCCUGAAGAGGAGCUCUGUGUGGGACAUUUUCGUCAGAGUAAACGACGAGGUUCACUGCACGAUGUGCGAAACGAAGCUAAAGUACAGGAGCAGCACCACCAACAUGAUGUACCACAUCAGAAACAAGCACCCGGACACUCUGUCCAAUGAUGGUGGGUCAGUCGCAGCACACACAGAGGUAACUGAGCUCAUCUCCAGAAUGAUUGAGAAGGACAUGCUUCCCAUCAGCGUGCUAAGUGGUGAUGGUUUCCGUGAGCUACUUGCAUACACUGUGCAAAACUAUAAAAUGCCAUGUGCUGGAGAUAUCACACGCCUUAUAGAAGGACAUUUCCAGGAGAAGGCGGAGGAGCUUCUGGUGCAGCUGGGUAAAGUUGAGAAAGUGGCUCUCACUGCUGACUUCUGGACAGCCCUCCCAUUUCAGAGAUACAUUACAGUUUUCUGUUCAUUCAUAACUGAAGACUGGCAGGGCAGGUCAGUUGUACUGCAGACACAGAAGCUAUCAUCUGACAGCCACACUACUACAGACAGUGUCACAGAAAGGCUUUUUAACACUGUGCAGUCCUGGGGUAUUGCUGGGAAAGUGACUGCAUGUGUUCAUAACAACACACAAGGCAUUUUGUCAGCCCAUGCGUGUCCCCGUGUCACAUGGGAUUAUGCUACUUGCUUUGCUACUACAUUGCAGCUGGCAGUCAGUGAAGGGCUGAGUGAGGAUCUGGUCCGCAUCAUCGUUGCUGCCGGGAAGCUUGUCAAACACUUCAAUCACAACUUGCAGGCAUAUGAAGCCUUGGAGCAAAAGCAAGUUCAGAUGUGCCUGCCACAGCACAAGCUUAUUCAGUCAAGCAAGGCUAGAUGGGACUCAAUCUGUGAUAUGUUUGAACGAUUACUCGAGCAACGGUGGGCAAUCAAAGCGGUGCUCUCUGAUCGUGCUGUCACCAACAGACAGGAAGCCCAGAUGCUUGAGAUUGAAGAUGAUUGCUGGCAAAUAAUUGAAAAUUUCACACCUGUGCUUGCAACUCUAAAAUGGGCGACAACAGUGAUAUCUGCUGAGACAGAAGUGUCCAUUUCAAACAUUUAUCCGAUCACAUUCAGCCUUAUUCAGACCCAUCUGGUGCCAAAAGAAAACGAUGUGGAACAAGUCUCAGAGUUCAAGCUGAAGGUUCAAAAGUUACUUCAAGAUCACAUGGAGGUUGACUCUAACGGCCUCGCCUCCAAACCAGCUCUGAUUGCCUCUAUGCUGGACCCUCGUCACAAACAUCUCAGCUUUCUGACGCCAACAGGGAGACUGUCGGCAAAGGUGAAGCUGCACGAACUUGUUUCAAACUUAGAUGUGAUAACUACUACUGUGGGCCUAAAGGAUGAACAGCAAGACAUCCUGGUCACACCCAAUAUUAGCCAGGUGGCAGCUAUGCCCUCCCAACAGAGAAGUGACACCAAAAACACCAUGAUGUUGCUCCUUGGAGACAACUACAGUUCCUCCUAUGCCACAGACUCUGAGGCUCAGGUAGAUUACUAUUUGAGAGACAUUGCGCCCUCAUUGGACAUAAACCCUCUUGACUGGUGGAGGGUAAAUGGACCAAGAUUCCCCAAACUGGCUACUCUGGCGAGACACUAUUUGUGCGUACCUGGGGUAUCACUGCCGUCUUUAUUGUCCGAGUCUGGGCAAACAUUUGCAGAAAUGCGUACAAGACUGGGCCCAGAGCAUAUUGACAUGAUGAUCUUUGUAAACAGAAAUGCAUAACUUUAUGACAGCCUAUAUAAAUGAUAGAGUAUGGUUACUGUAUGGCAGUGUUAGGUUGACUCCUUGAUUACCGUAUUUUCCGGACUAUAAGGCGCACUUAAAAGCCUUACAUUUUCUCAAAAAACAACAGUGCGUCUUAUAAUCCAGUGCGCCUUAUAUAUGGAUUACGGUAAUUCUGGUUGUGCUUACUGACCUCGAAGUGAUUUUGUGUGGUACACAGCUCUCACGGCGCUCUGUCAAAAUGUUUUAGUACGACUUUGGUAAACUACAAAGCCGCACCGCUUGCAGCAUUACGGCUACCGUAGUCAGGAGCGUCGUGGAGUUGCACCAAAUGGCACCCGUCAAGAGACACGCUUACGACGCGGACUUCAAACUCGAGGCUAUCAGUCACGCAGUAGAACAUGGGAAUAGAGCAGCUGGGAGAGAAUUCAACAUUAAUGAAUCAAUGAUACGUAUUUUACGUGUUAUAACUGAACUCAUUACUGACUUAUCUGACUGUUUUGUUUCUGUUAUAUAAUUAAUAAUUAUAUAAUAUGUAUCCGUUUUACGGCAUGUAGAAAAGGAGUGUGUAGGAGAGCGACAUGCGGGGUGGGCGUGUGUGUGCGGAAGAAGUAGUUUUGGGAAAGUGAAGAUGUUGCCAGGUUGGCUGCGUUGUCGGCGAAGACAAUAAAAAAGGAUUACUCCAGCUCCGCUGUUUCCCCCUCCUCUUUGCUCAGAGUGUCACAUACCCAGCUGCUCUUCACUACGGUAUAGAGCAUAACAACGCUGGAGGUAACAACAUUUCGCUUAAUGCGCCUUAUAGUCCGGUGCGCCUUAUAUAUGAAAACAUUUCGAAAAUAGACCAUUCAUUGACAGUGCGCCUUAUAAUCCAGUGCGCCCUAUAGUCCGGAAAAUACGGUAGAUAUUUCAUGAGUAUGUCAGAAGGAGCUGGUAGGUACUUUUCCACUGUUGAUGUGUUAUAUUGUAGGUGUAAAAGACAUGAAUGUUCUUGAGUCGACAAGUAGCGGGUAAUAUGUUUUGUACAUUGCCGUUAAGAACACAUAUUUCAAAUAUAUUGCCUGACAAUAGCUUACAAAUCAAGUUGAACUUCAAUUAAAAAACAAAUGAAGAAUGAAAAGCACUGGUACCUUCCUUUGUACCAACAUAAUAUGUGCAAGCUAGAAACUGACUGACCAAACUAACCACUAUUAUUAACAGAACAAAUGUGUCUAUUGUGUCUCAUGUUAAGAAAAAAUAAAAUACAUACAGCUGUAGCAGGUGUGUAAUGAUCUGUCUGGGGACCAGUCGUUUUUGGCACAUGCUCUCUCCAUCCCACAGCACCGCUUCAGUGAUGGCACCGUCCUGGAAUCGACGCAGCUCGGAGCGAGAACCCCACAGCUGACGGAACUCGGCCGACUAGCAGAAGAAGCACUGUUAUUGUUAACCAUAAAAGAAGCCUUGCAACAAAAAAAAUGAUAAAACACGAUAGAGA
Molecule: messenger RNA, 3935 nt
Organism: Eleginops maclovinus (Patagonian blennie)
Lineage: Eukaryota; Metazoa; Chordata; Actinopteri; Perciformes; Eleginopidae
Product: E3 SUMO-protein ligase ZBED1-like
Exons: 2
Coding region: 410-2464 (684 amino acids)
Biological process (GO): regulation of transcription by RNA polymerase II
Cellular component (GO): nucleus
Molecular function (GO): DNA binding; protein dimerization activity
Source: RefSeq, a predicted model, not a curated record